Molecule: messenger RNA, 1782 nt
Organism: Ochlerotatus camptorhynchus
Lineage: Eukaryota; Metazoa; Arthropoda; Insecta; Diptera; Culicidae
Exons: 6
Coding region: 74-1546 (490 amino acids)
Biological process (GO): SCF-dependent proteasomal ubiquitin-dependent protein catabolic process
Cellular component (GO): SCF ubiquitin ligase complex
Molecular function (GO): protein binding
Source: RefSeq, a predicted model, not a curated record
UCUCAGAUCGGCUUCACAUCGAAAGCGCAGCGAGUCGUUCGUUUUUCAAAAGAUCUAAAACUUGAAAUCUCCUAUGGACAAAACGGAACUCAGUGACCUACCGGAAGAGCUCCUGCCGUGCAUAUUCGAACACCUUCCGCUUCAGGAUCUAAAGAAUGCUUCCCUGGUGUGCAGUGUGUGGUGCCAGGCAGCCUUUUCAGGGCGGAUUCUCAGCCGGAUAAUGCUCAGGGUGGACUUUCGGGACGGAAUACAGCACCAGUAUCGACAGUACCUAGUGGAGAGCACCCGCGCAUAUCGGAACGUUGGAUUCUACUACCGGAGCGAUCAGUUGGAUUUGGAUGUGCUGCUGACGGUGUUGCAAAAGUUUGAGGAAUCCAUUGUCAGUUUGAAGAUUUGUCCCAACUACUUCAUCAUGGUACACGAUUUGCAGCAGAUGCUGGUACAGGUACCCAAUCUCGAAAGUUUGUACGUCGUAUCCCGGAUAUGCCCGGAGCUGGGCAACCGAGAACCGGGGGAACCCUUCCCCGUGAUGCGCAAACUCAAACAUCUGUACCUGGAAAACGACGCCGGCCUCCAGCUGGACGAGAUCGACUUUCGCACUAUGACGCCCAAAAUAACUAGUCUGGACAUGGAUUGUGACUCGCAACGGGCCCUGGCAGUGUACGAUCACUUCAGCUCACAGCUACGAGAGUUGGCUGUGUUCUUCAAAAGGGACGAUUUCUUCCUUCCCUUCUGUGAGCUGCAAUUUCCGCUCCUAGAAGUUCUCGACUUUUACUGUGACGAUCAACAGUUUGACGUGCCGACAGCAGUCCAAGCGGUGAGUAAUUUUUUUCGACGGUUACCAAAGCUGCGAAGGAUAACACUCCGAUGUAACGUCAAUGAGGACGUGCUGGCAGCCAUCACCGAGAGCUGCCCUGAAUUGACGACUUUGUACCUGAAGGGAGAUAACUUGGGUGAGAAAUCGUUUCGCCAUUUAGGACAACUGAAAAAGAUGAAGUGCUUAAAAGUCGAGGGUUGGAUUCGGUGUAAUAUUCUUCAAGGUUGCAGCCCUAUUCCCUCGCUACGGCAACUGUAUCUCCACUCGGUACUUAUUGACGAUACUCAAGGGUUUUUCCAGUUGCUGAAGGACAUCGCCCCCAAUCUGCAAAUACUGGAAGCUAUCGAAUCGGAUAUCGACGACGAAUGUCUGAAUUACAUCAGCUGUAAUAUCAACUCUUUGCGAUGUUUGGUAUUAGAGUUCUGUCCAAAUCUCACUGAAGAAGCGUUUAGCUUCCUGGACCGUUUGAGCCAAUUGCAUGAGCUCAAGCUCGGUUACCUGGACGUACCGCCAAACCUUUUAGAACUGAUCCCUCGUAACUCCAUCAGGCGCUUUUCGCUGUAUCGCUGCGACAAACUCGAUGACGCUAUUUUACCCAUGGUGCCCGAAAAGUUUCCCAACCUUAGUCAUAUGGAGAUUGCCAGCUGUCACCGGAUCACACUGGAAGGUGUCGAGCUGCUGCGUCAGCUGAUGCCGGACGCCGAUAUCGACAGUUUCAUGCUUUUCUAGCUAAACGGGAAAACUACAGGCUACUAUACGGUGUACUUUGAGCGGAUGCACAGCAAACGGGAGAGGCAGCGGGAUGAAGUGUGACUCGGGUCCACAGUCCAAACAGUUGACCAUAUUUUUCUUAAACUUUGAUGUAAGGUAGACAAGGGCGUAGUAGGAUUUGGCCGAAUGCCGAACACCGUUUGGCUACGCCUAAGAAGGUAGCUAUAAUUCUGAUCUGUUUGUAAUUUGCUGUA